GGAAGCGGGCGGCAGAGGCCCAGACCCUUCCCCCAGCGCGGGCAUCUCACUUUCACCCUGCGGCGGGUGGUCUUGCCCGUGCUCGGUGCGGAGUCACGCGCCAGAGCUUCAAAGGACCGUCCGCCCAAGUAGAGCGAUCGCCUAGGCGAUGGAGCAAGGACAUGGCGGCGGCCGAGCCAUAUCCCAACCCUAAUCCCGAAAGGCAGCCUAGCAGGUCCGCGGACGCGUAAAACGGGUAAAGCCCGUAGCCUCUCGGUCUGAGUCCCUGAGGCCCGUCGCGUCCCUUCCGCGCCCCCACCUGUUGGACAGCAUCCCCGAGCUCCUUCUGGCCCAAGUGCUUUGGAAGCUCAACGGAAACCCAGAGGCCAGGGAAUGCGACGAGCGACCAUAAAUAUGCAGAAGAGAUGGAGGCCCAGAGCGGUCGCGUGGGGCCGGGCCUUGCGGGGGUCGGGGACCUGGAGCGCGGCCCACGCUGCCACGGCCGCACGGGCGGUGCUAACACCGAGCGGGCGGCGCCGGCGCACUCCGGACACCGAGCCUGCAAAAGGGGCCCCGGACGGGCGGCCGGACACCUCGCAGACGGCGGGCAGCGGGCGCAGCGGCCGCCGCCCCGGGGCUCCGUAACCGACCCUCGGGCCGCCGCCACCCCCGCCGCAGCGGCCGCGCCCGACCCGCUCCCGCCGGGCCCCCGACCCGCGCCCCAGAGGCGCCCGCUCUCCCCAGCCUCACGGCCCGCCUGCAUGGAGCCCGGCGCAGUGCCCCGCACGGCCGAGCCCGCCGCGGCGCGGGAAGCCACCGCACGCUACGGCGAGGGCAGGAAGAAGAUGGCGGCGGCCGUGGCAGCGGCAACGGCGGCGGCGGCCUCGCACACGCCGCUGACGCCAAUGGCGCGCGUCGGCCGACGGGCCGCGGAUGGCGGCGGCGGCCCGGGCUCCGGCGAGGGGCGGGGCGAGCCGGGGAGGGGGCCGGCCGGAGGCGGAGGCCGGGCCGGAGGCUGGAGGGAGGCAGCGGGGACGGUUUGUUGUGCUCGGAACAUGGCGGGCGUCGGGAGCGCGGCCGCCCCGGGAGACGGCGGCGGCGGCGGAGCGGACGGGCCGGAGCGGGACGGCCGCGGCGAGACGGAGCAGCCGGGCGGCGGAGGCCACGGUCCCCCGCCCGCGCCUCAGCACACGGAGACGCUGGGCUUCUACGAGAGCGACUGGCGGCGGGAGCGGCGUCGCAGCCGCGCAGAGCUUUCAUUGUUGAGGUUCCUCAGUGCUGAACUAACAAGAGGGUACUUCCUUGAACAUAAUGAGGCCAAGUACACAGAAAGAAGAGAAAGAGUGUACACUUGUUUGCGAAUACCAAAAGAAUUGGAAAAGCUCAUGGUUUUUGGAAUCUUUCUGUGCCUGGAUGCAUUUCUGUAUGUGUUCACCCUGCUUCCUUUAAGAGUUUUCCUGGCACUGUUCAGGCUCUUCACUCUGCCUUGCUAUGGUUUAAGGGACAGACGCUUGCUUCAGCCUGCCCAGGUGUGUGACAUUUUGAAGGGCAUCAUUUUGGUCAUCUGCUAUUUCAUGCUGCACUAUGUCGACUACUCCAUGAUGUAUCACCUGAUACGGGGGCAGUCGGUCAUCAAGCUCUACAUCAUCUACAACAUGCUGGAGGUAGCAGAUCGUCUGUUUUCAUCAUUUGGACAAGACAUAUUAGAUGCUCUCUACUGGACAGCGACAGAGCCUAAAGAAAGAAAAAGAGCCCAUAUUGGGGUGAUUCCUCACUUCUUCAUGGCCGUUCUCUAUGUCUUUUUGCAUGCAAUUCUUAUAAUGGUUCAAGCAACAACUCUCAAUGUAGCUUUCAACUCACACAAUAAGUCUCUGCUUACUAUCAUGAUGUCUAACAAUUUUGUUGAAAUUAAAGGAAGUGUUUUCAAGAAGUUUGAAAAGAACAAUCUUUUUCAAAUGUCAAAUAGUGAUAUUAAGGAGCGAUUCACAAAUUAUGUACUUUUGCUAAUAGUGUGUCUAAGAAACAUGGAACAGUUUUCUUGGAACCCAGAUCAUCUCUGGGUGUUGUUUCCAGAUGUCUGCAUGGUGAUUGCAUCAGAGACUGCUGUGGAUAUUGUAAAGCAUGCCUUUAUCACCAAGUUCAAUGACAUUACCGCAGAUGUCUACAGUGAAUAUAGAGCCAGCCUUGCUUUUGACCUUGUUAGCAGUCGGCAGAAAAAUGCAUAUACUGAUUACAGUGACUCUGUGGCACGGAGGAUGGGGUUUAUUCCUCUCCCACUAGCUGUUUUGCUCAUCAGAGUUGUAACAAGCUCAAUUAAAGUGCAAGGAAUCCUGUCUUAUGCCUGCGUCAUACUGUUCUAUUUUGGAAAAAGGGACGCUGUCCCUGCUCACUGGCAGUGGUGCAAGAGGAGUCGGGCUCGGAGCCUGAGACGGUCAGAGCCGAGUAUCUCAAGAAGAGGGAGAGAGGGAGAGAGGAUGCUGGCGGUAAUGACUUGAGUCGGAGUCACCCGGAGCCUGCCUCCAGGAUGGGGUCUGCUGGAGCCUCUGCUGAGCAGCCCGAGGCAGUGCUGUCCCUGUUCAGGAGGGCAGCAGGAGAGCCAUUCCGAGCAGACCCAGACUGCGUACUGUUCCCAUCUGACAUUCUUCUACUGAGUUCACUCUCUUCAGUUCUUUGACCUUGGAAAAUGCGAGAUCUUUCUGGUGCAAACGGUCAUACCGCCCUCCAAAGUCCUUCAAGCUAUUUGGCUGUAAUGGCUUCCAUAUUUGUUUAAUGAGCUAAUUAUUCUCAUAUUUUUCUUUUGACAUACACCAGGAAAUGUGAAACACAUAUAUACCACAUCUGAAAAUGUAUGCUACGUCUUUGUUUAGUUACAGCUGCCUGUGCAAAAAUCACAAAGUGGGUGUGCUUUAAUCUGCAUUCACGACCUCCCCCACCCCAACCCCCAAGGCACCUCACUCCCGAAAUCUGAUCACCUCUCCCCACAUAGCCCAGCUGAGCACAUCUGUUCACUGACCUUGCCCCUCUACUGAUUUAUUCUAAUUAUCCUUGUAUCAGGGUAAUACCCACAUUAUCAUGUCCUCCUCCAAGAUCUUUCUCAUAGAUAAGACCACCUUAUCCUCCAAAGCAUCUUUGUUCCUUAACCCCACCAAGGCCGGAAUCUCCCUUUAGCAAAAACCAAUUCAGCUGUACCUCCUGACAUGAAAUGCUGUGCCCCCCCUCCCCUCUCUCUCCAGACUCCCUCGCCCUGACAGUGGGUGGAGGGAAGGCUCACAGCCCCUGCCCCCCUGAUGUUCAGAGCUCUUCAGAGAGACACCCUGAGGGCCAGGGACUAGUCCUGGUACUGGGCUAGGGAUCAGCUGAAAAGAACACCAGUGCCCUGAGAAACAGACAGUAACCAGAAAAAGCAAGUCACUAUAAAGUGACAGUUGGUAGCAGAUGUCAGAAAGAAAAAUACAGUGUAGGUAUAGGAGCUGGGGAAUGACAGAGACGCAGCGGGCAGAGGCAGCCUCUCUGGUGAGCUGAUACUUAAGUGGAGACCAGAUGGAGUAAAGGGGGAUGCAGGUGCCUGGGAAGAGAGAGCUCGGCAGAGGGGGCACAGGGCAGGCCUGACGGAGCAGCAGCGGGAGCUGGGGGACUGGAGCCAGUGGUCCAGGCGCAGCCCAUGGGAGAGGACCACGGGCAGGGCCUGGGCUUCAGCUCUGAGGUAGAGGAGCACCUGGAGGCUCCCAAGCAGAAGAGGACUAUCCAGCUGGCUUUUUGCCAGGGCCGCUCUGGCUGCCAUGUGCACAGCGGGCUGGUGUGUGGCAAGAGGAGAAGCAGAGGUCCCGCCGAGUCAGGAGCUGUUGCGGCCUCCCGUGGAGGGGUGGCUAUGGCUGGAAUCGAAGUGGGAGCCCUGGAGUGGUCAGAAUUUGCCAACCAGGUAGAUAUUUUGAAAGCAGAGUUGGACGGGCAGGACUUGCUGAUGUUGAGGUGUAAGGGGAAAACAGCAAGUGUGAUCACCAAGUUUGGGGCCCAAGCAGUAAGGGUGGCAGAAUCGCCACCUGCUGUGUUGGGGAAGCCUUUGGGAAAUACACAUGGGCUCCCUUUAGUUUUUGGCAGGGUUGGAGUUGGAAUCAGGACUUGUGGUUUGGAUUCAGUAAGUUUGCAGGCCUAUUAGACACCCGCGAGGCAGCUGGAGAACACAGUGAAGGGUGUGUGUGAGGAGCUACGGGCAACGUUGGGGCUGUGGUACAUUUGGGAGUGUUUUGCAAGGUCCUGGGGGCCCUGGAUCUCCGUGAGGUGGUCCCUGUUCGCCUUCUUUGUUUUGGAGCAGAGAGACUGGGAACAGUGGAGGAAACCUUCGCUUCUUGCUUUGACCUCCUGCCAGGCCCCUCCUUAGACGUGCCUCCACUGACUUGUGAUUUCUGUUGCUGCCCGCAUUUCGCCUCAGGCGUAAGAAACAGCAACCUGCUUCUUGCUGUAAAACUGGCCGCGAGGUCCUUGGGUCUGUGUCAUUUAAGGGCCCCAUACAUGAGAAGGUAACCAGUGUGAAGAGGCUUUUUUGUUUUUGUUUUGUUUUUUUCAGAGAUUUUUUGCCAGAUUUGUAUCAGAGGCCUUAAAAUGUCACAUAACUUUUGGCCUAGAAAUUCCAGUUCAGUAGCUAUAGCUACCUAGGAAUUUAUCUUAAGGCAAUAAAGAUACAACAUAAGUUUUCCUACUCAGAAACUUUUUAAAAGAAGUAAAAUAUUGGAAAUAACCUAACUAUCCAGAAAUUAAGGGGUUUGGGGGGCUUUGUUAUUUGAUAACCCACAAAGUAAAAUAUUAGGCAGCCAUUCAAAUAAUGUGAUUAGCACACAUUAACUGGUAGGGAGAAAUAUUCAUGAUAUAUUGUUUUGUAAUAAUAUUAACAAAAUUGGUUGAUGUUUCUAUGUGCCAAGCAUUGUUCUGAGCACUUACUGGAAUCAUCUCUUUUAAGGAUUAACUAGCUAAGAAACUCACUCAGGUCCACAGGAUCCGAGCAGUGGAGUCAGGAUUUGAACUCAUCACUUGGCCCCCAGAGUCUGUGCUCCGGCUCCUAACUCCAGUCCCCCACUACCUUGUAAAAUAGACCCCAUUUCAGAACAGCAAAGAAGUACAAAUUGAUGUAUUUUUGUAGCAAAACAACUGAAACAUACCAACCGUCACAGUGAUUAGCACUGGAGUGUGGAAUUACAAGGCAUCUCAUUUUAUCUGUAUUUACUAUAUGUGUUUGUUUUGUAGUAAGAGAAUAAAUGGUAAAUAGUUUAGUACCAGCUAAAACUUCUACGUGGUGUAAUUUCUUCUUAUAAAUGAUAACUAAGGAAUUUGUCACAACUUUUCCCUUGUGGUACAAAAACCUCAGGAAACGUGUGCAUCUGGGACCCAGCCCGCCGCCCCGGGCGCUCCUUUCCUCCCCAACCCCUCCCCCCCACCGUUAGCCGCCGGAGGGCAGGGCGGGCCCCGUGGGAGCUCCCACAGCGGGUGCUUAUGUCUCUCUGG
Manis javanica (Malayan pangolin) is the source of this 5475-nucleotide messenger RNA. It is a transcript of the gene TAPT1, whose product is annotated as transmembrane anterior posterior transformation 1. Gene Ontology annotation, biological process: positive regulation of cilium assembly. NCBI's taxonomy places the organism in Eukaryota, Metazoa, Chordata, Mammalia, Pholidota, Manidae. The record is from RefSeq and is a predicted model, not a curated record. Gene Ontology annotation, cellular component: endoplasmic reticulum membrane; ciliary basal body.